UCUGGUCACUACCAUAACCAGACGUCAGUCGGAAAAACCCAACACAGGAAGAUAACUUCGUAUUUCUCUUCUUCCUUAAUUUGGUUUCUUAUUGAAACCAGAGGAGCUUUUUUUUCUUUGUUUCUUGAAUUGAAGCAUAACCAGAUUCAGAUUAUCAGACAUGGGUGUCAAAGGUUUUGUUGAAGGCGGUAUAGCUUCCAUUGUAGCUGGCUGCUCAACUCAUCCUCUGGAUCUCAUCAAGGUCCGCAUGCAACUCCAAGGCGAGAAACUCACGGCUUCAAACGCCAACCCAGCUCCCACUCUGCGACCGGCUCUUGCUUUUCACUCUGCGAAUACAACUGCCACUCUGCUUCCCCAUGAUUCAAUCCGCGUAUCGCCGCCGCCGCAACCGCCGCGAGUGGGUCCAAUCUCUGUAGGCGUCCGCAUAGUCCAAGCUGAAGGCGUCGCCGCUUUGUUCUCCGGCGUCUCCGCUACUGUGCUCCGGCAGACGCUCUACUCCACUACCCGCAUGGGUCUCUAUGACGUCCUCAAGCAAAAGUGGUCCGACCCGGCAUCCGGAAACAUGCCCCUGACACGCAAGAUCGUCGCCGGCCUAGUCGCUGGAGGAAUCGGGGCGGCCGUCGGAAACCCCGCUGACGUGGCUAUGGUUAGGAUGCAAGCUGAUGGACGGCUCCCACCGGCUCAGCGGCGCAACUACAGCGGCGUGGUCGACGCGAUCACGCGCAUGUCGAAGCAGGAAGGGGUCACUAGCCUGUGGCGCGGGUCAGCCCUUACGGUAAACCGCGCUAUGAUCGUAACGGCGUCGCAGCUGGCAUCUUAUGAUCAGAUCAAGGAGGCGAUUCUGGAGAAAGGAAUAAUGAAGGAUGGGCUGGGGACCCACGUGACAGCGAGCUUCGCGGCGGGAUUCGUGGCUGCGGUGGCGUCGAAUCCGGUGGACGUGAUCAAGACACGCGUGAUGAACAUGAAGGUGGAGCCAGGACAGGCCCCACCUUAUAGUGGAGCCAUAGAUUGCGCGUUGAAGACAGUGAAGGCUGAGGGACCCAUGGCUUUGUACAAAGGGUUUAUACCAACGAUCUCCAGGCAAGGUCCUUUCACUGUUGUGUUGUUCGUGACACUUGAGCAGGUUAGGAAGUUGCUCAAGGAGUUAUGAGAAGAUCUUAGGGCUGUGUUACAGAGGAAGAAGAAGAUGAUGACGAUAACUAUCUAGCUUGAUUUGGUUAAUGAUAAAUAUUUGUUUGUAGCAAGUCAUGAACUGACGACUUUUAUUCUUUUUUAAUUUUAUUUUUAUCUGGAAUUGAUGCUUUUGCUAGAACAAGAAUAUAUUCUGGUGGAAUAGAAUAAAGAAUACGAGUUGUUGUUCAUGA
Molecule: messenger RNA, 1364 nt
Organism: Carica papaya (papaya)
Lineage: Eukaryota; Viridiplantae; Streptophyta; Magnoliopsida; Brassicales; Caricaceae
Gene: DIC2
Product: dicarboxylate carrier 2
Biological process (GO): transmembrane transport
Source: RefSeq, a predicted model, not a curated record